Molecule: messenger RNA, 1318 nt
Organism: Toxorhynchites rutilus septentrionalis
Lineage: Eukaryota; Metazoa; Arthropoda; Insecta; Diptera; Culicidae
Product: mucin-2-like
Exons: 2
Coding region: 139-1227 (362 amino acids)
Source: RefSeq, a predicted model, not a curated record
UACGAGGGAUGGUUCUCUGAGCACUGGGGGAUUGACAGUGCAUGCCCUCUGGGGAUCAAAAUGACUAUAUUUGGGGUUCUUGACUAAUUCCUAUUGCAGAGCGGAGUCGUCUUCCGAAGCAUCAACAUCAACAUCAUCAUGAAAUAUUCUCGACUAUUUGUGCUACUGGGUGUAAUGGUACUCACAGAAGCAACGGUCAUUCCGCUAUUAGCCAAGGGGCUGUUUUUGAAAAAGCAUAUUAACAUUGUCGCGCAUAAGAUUAACGAGGCGAGAUUUAUAACUGAUAUUCCAGCAAAAUUUCUACCAAUUAUAGUACAUAAGGGAAAGCCCUAUCCACCUGUAGUACACCCACCCACGCAUUAUGGCGAAACUACAACAACAACAACCACCACCACAACACCUCCGCCACCUUCAACAACAACAUCGACUCCUCCACCACCACCUACAACAACAACUCCUCCGCCUCCGCCCCCAACAGUGGUACCCGAGCCGACGACAACACUGCCUCCUCCAUCUCCAUCCACAAGGCCGCCACCAUGUGCACCAACAGCCACUCCGGCUGUUCCUACAACAACAACCUCGGCACCACCAUGUUUACAAACAACCACUUCACCUCCUUUGUCAACCACUAUACUACCUUGUCCUCUCCAAACAACAACCACAACCACAGAACUACCCAUAGUUCAACCAACAGAGCUUCCUCAGCUUCCUUACGUUCCACAUGAAACCUAUGGCCUCCCUGUUGAACCCCCAAUACAACUACCUCAACUUCCUUACGUUCCACAUGAUACCUACGGCCUUCCUGUUGAUACCCCAUUGAUCGUUCCGGAAGUACCUGUACCGCCAGCAACUGUUCCUCCGGAGCCUCACAACGAAGAUAGCCAACAUCCCCAGCUUCAGGACAGUCUGUACCGGGAGGAAACUGUAUUCGGUGAAAACCCCUCCGGCCAACUAAUAUUCUUCCCUGCCCAACCAACCAUUUCUUCGGAUCACCCCACAUCCUGGGAAAUCACCGUACCGGCACCGGAUUCACCAUCGAUUCAAACUGAACCACCGUCUCAGCAGUCACCGUUCUCUGCUGGAUUGACCGUUCCUGCGGAUUCCAAUGUACCUGUUCCAUUCAAUGUUGUGUCGGAAGUAUGGUCGCCUUCAACUAAAGGCAAUGAACCACCGGCCGUGGUGCGAUAUGGACCACCAGCUGCAGGAAUACCGAGCUGGAAUCGUUAGAAGUCUGAAUUCUAGAUACAUUUUUUAAAGAAGUCCUAUUUAUUCUAUUCAAUUAAUUCGGUAAAUACAUCAACUGUCGUUCAUAAUAGAG